This is a messenger RNA of Durusdinium trenchii, 961 nucleotides long. The record is from the annotation of a GenBank genome assembly. NCBI's taxonomy places the organism in Eukaryota, Dinophyceae, Suessiales, Symbiodiniaceae.
CUCAUGUUUGCCUAGAUUGCCCCCAUAUCAGCGGGCCACAAGAAAGAAGCUCAAAGACAGCUCGAAGUUUCACCCACAUUUUGCUGGAAUGCUCUUUGCAGAGGACGAGUAUGAAAAGCGGAAAUUCUUGAUCGAUGUGCCGGAGGGUGUCAGAAUACCAAGCCUUGGAGAUGAAACACAGCUAUCAGUUGAGCUGUAUGGCUGGCCAAUGGGGGUAUCUGGUGCAAUUACGUGGAGGGGAGUCUGGGCUGCGUUGCCGUUGAUCCUCCAGCGAGCUGAGUUCCUCCAGGGGGCCAAGGUGCUGGAGCUGGGUGCCGGCUGUGGCCUUCUGGCCAACACAGCAGCUGUGCUUGGUGCUUCCUGCAUGUUUUGCUUGGGGCACGGGCAGCGCUCCCAAAAGCCAUUAAAGACCUCAUGGACAUGCACAGGUGCACACAGCACUGCAACUGAUGGCAAUGAAGAAGAGAUACCUCUUCUUCAGAAGAAUGCCUUCAGCUUUGCUGACGGGCUCAUGCUGGGAGGGUCUUUGUCUGCAACCCACCUGGAGUGGGGUCAGCAUGCAGCCGAGAGGUCUGGCCUUCCAUCAAAGGGCUUUGAUCUCAUCGUUGGCUCAGAGAUCGUGUACAUACCUGACUGCAUCCCUGCACUGGUUGAAAGUCUUUGCUUCUUCUUAGCUGAUGACGGUGAGGCAAUCAUUGCUAACACAGCUGUGGCGACACGCACUGAUCAAUCCGCUGCACGGGAGCUUUUGUGUGAAUGCCUGGAAGCUAAAGGCUUAACCUUCAACAUGGACAUGCCGCCACGUUCACCACCUCCACCUGAUGAAGAUAAUUGGGCGGAAACAUCUUAUAUCUUAUAUAUUAAAAAAAUGUUAAAGAUAAUAUACUAUUACUAUUCUUUUUGGGAAUAUAUUAAUUAUUAUAUAGAUAAUAUGAUUUAUUGUGUGUUGGUGUCGCUGUAG